This is a messenger RNA of Pteronotus mesoamericanus, 4194 nucleotides long. RefSeq names its product solute carrier family 6 member 6 (gene SLC6A6). The coding region runs from base 324 to 2186 and encodes 620 amino acids. Gene Ontology annotation, biological process: sodium ion transmembrane transport; taurine transmembrane transport; neurotransmitter transport. The transcript is spliced from 15 exons. NCBI's taxonomy places the organism in Eukaryota, Metazoa, Chordata, Mammalia, Chiroptera, Mormoopidae. Gene Ontology annotation, molecular function: taurine:sodium symporter activity; gamma-aminobutyric acid:sodium:chloride symporter activity. Gene Ontology annotation, cellular component: plasma membrane. The record is from RefSeq and is a predicted model, not a curated record.
GGUGAUGCUGAGAGCUGCCGGCUCAGACAACAGACACGCGAGGUCAGGAAGAAGCCGCUUAUAAAUUACUGCUUCCUUCGCGCUGCUGCCAGCGUUGAGCUCCGGGCCCUAGUUGCAACCCCGUUCGCUGGCGGUCGCCGAGCCCAGAGGACUGCGAGCUCGGAGACCCAGCCGCGCCGCGGAGCUCCGAGCGCGAACCCUGCGGGCCAGAGAUCCAGCGGGCAGGCGGACCCCGGUGAGUGGAAAGGAGCGCAGUGCCGCGGACGCCCCAGGUCCAGGACGACAGCCCUCUCUGAGGAGCCUCCAAACAAAGCGAGGAGGAGAUGGCCACCAAGGAGAAACUGCAGUGUCUGAAAGACUUUCACAAGGACAUCCUGAAGCCAUCCCCAGGGAAGAGCCCUGGCACGCGGCCUGAGGACGAGGCUGAGGGGAAGCCCCCACAGAGGGAGAAGUGGUCCAGCAAGAUCGACUUUGUACUCUCUGUGGCUGGCGGCUUUGUCGGCUUGGGCAACGUCUGGCGUUUUCCGUACCUCUGCUACAAAAAUGGUGGAGGUGCAUUCCUCAUACCGUAUUUUAUUUUCCUGUUUGGGGGCGGCCUGCCUGUGUUUUUCCUGGAGGUAAUCAUAGGCCAGUACACCUCUGAAGGGGGCAUCACCUGCUGGGAAAAGAUUUGCCCCUUAUUCUCUGGCAUUGGCUAUGCCUCCAUUGUGAUCGUGUCCCUCCUGAAUGUAUACUACAUCAUCAUCCUGGCCUGGGCCACGUACUACCUGUUCCAGUCCUUCCAGUCAGAGCUGCCCUGGGCGCACUGCAACCACACCUGGAACACACCCCAUUGCAUGGAGGACACUAUGCGCAAGAACAAGAGCCUGUGGAACACUCUCAACACCAGCAACUUCACCUCCCCUGUCACUGAGUUCUGGGAGCACAACGUGCUGAGCUUGUCUUCUGGAAUCAACAGCCCCGGCUCACUGAAGUGGGACCUUGCUCUCUGCCUUCUUUUCGUCUGGUUGGUCUGCUUCUUCUGCAUCUGGAAGGGCGUCAAGUCCACAGGGAAAGUUGUCUACUUCACGGCCACUUUCCCGUUUGCUAUGCUCUUGGUGCUGCUGGUUCGUGGACUGACGCUUCCCGGAGCAGGCGCAGGCAUCAAAUUCUAUCUGUACCCUGACAUCAGUCGCCUCGAGGACCCACAGGUAUGGAUUGAUGCUGGGACCCAGAUAUUCUUCUCCUAUGCCAUCUGCCUGGGGGCCAUGACCUCACUGGGGAGCUACAACAAGUACAAGUACAACUCGUACAGGGACUGUAUGCUGCUGGGAUGCCUGAACAGUGGUACCAGUUUUGUGUCUGGCUUCGCAAUUUUUUCCAUCCUGGGCUUCAUGGCACAAGAGCAAGGGGUGGACAUUGCUGAUGUGGCUGAGUCAGGUCCUGGCCUGGCCUUCAUUGCCUACCCAAAAGCUGUGACGAUGAUGCCGCUGCCCACGUUUUGGUCCAUUCUUUUUUUUAUUAUGCUUCUCUUGCUUGGACUGGAUAGCCAGUUUGUUGAAGUUGAAGGACAGAUCACGUCCUUGGUUGAUCUCUACCCGUCCUUCCUAAGGAAGGGUUUCCGUCGGGAAAUCUUCAUCGCCUUGAUAUGUAGCAUUAGCUACCUGCUGGGGCUGACGAUGGUGACGGAGGGUGGCAUGUAUGUGUUUCAACUCUUUGACUACUAUGCAGCUAGCGGCGUAUGCCUUUUGUGGGUUGCAUUCUUUGAAUGUUUUGUUGUUGCCUGGAUAUAUGGCAGUGAUAACUUGUAUGAUGGUAUUGAAGACAUGAUCGGCUAUCGGCCUGGGCCAUGGAUGAAGUACAGCUGGGCCGUGGUCACUCCAGUUCUCUGUGUUGGAUGUUUCAUCUUUUCUCUCGUCAAGUACGUACCCCUGACCUACAACAAAGUGUAUGUGUACCCGACCUGGGCCAUUGGGCUGGGCUGGAGCCUGGCUCUGUCCUCCAUGGUGUGUGUCCCCUUGGUUAUGGUCAUCCGCCUCUGCCAGACAGAAGGGCCGUUCCUCGUGAGACUCAAGUAUCUGCUGACUCCGAGGGAACCCAACCACUGGGCCGUGGAGCGAGAGGGGGCCACACCCUACAGCUCCCGCUCGACCAUGAAUGGCGCUCUCAUGAAACCGACCCACAUCAUCGUGGAGACCAUGAUGUGAGCUCUCUCGGGCCGACGGGCUGCUUUCCUGCUGUUUACUAACAUUAGAUUCUCAUAGGACCAGGUUUACAGAGCUUUAUAUUUGCACUAGGAUUUUUUUUAAUUGUCACAGAAAAUAUUACUGUGUGUGUGUGUGCACACGCGUGUGUGGUGUCGUGUGUAUGUGUAUUUUGUUUCGAUUUGGGGCUAUUUUGUACAAAAAAAAAAAAAAAAAAGCCCCGUGGGCAGAAGUCCGGGGCAAGGCAGAGCUUUCAUACUGAAUUAGAUGUAUUUUAUGGGGACUGGUAAAAUUUUCUUUGUAUUUUUUUUUUACAUAUAAUUAUAUAUACACUUAGAGAUUGUCAUAUACUUUUACCACUUGAAUUGAUCUUCUUGCCAGCAAUAGAUCUCAUUUUCAAAAGCAAUUCUUCGGUGCUUAUGUAGCUGGCAGAAAGUUCUGCCCCAAAAAACGCAGGGUGGAAUUUUCCGGGGACAGCAGACCCACUUUAAAGGUGCAGUACCUCCCAAACCUGGUUCAAGCAGGAGCAGCCAGUGGGGAGAGGGCACUACCCGCUGGCAGGCCCAGACCCAUCAGGGCUGGGGAAAGGGCUGAGAGGGGACAUCUCAUUACGCUUGUCGUGGCCAAGAAGAGAGAUGCCUGACUAACGAGCCCACCCCUCAAAUAAAGGCACUGAGUUAAAGCCGACAGGUGAGGCCCUAUGGCAAAAACCUGAUUCUAAGAGUGGUAGAAACCGUUGCGCCAAGAACAAAAUCCCACCUUUUACUUAGAGGUCAGUGGUGGGUGGUCAGAGGGACUGUCAGAGCCAGUCGCCAAGAUGGGCGGUGAGGAUGGGGCUCGGCGUUCAGGAGAACACUUGGGGGGCUGACCGCUCCACCGUCAUGCUUCCCGGGGCGUCCCAGGUAGAGACGGAGGCUGGCCCGACAGGAGCCGGCAGUCUUGGCCCAGCCUCACACGCUGGGUCUCUUGCAUCUCAGUGGGGUCAUUCCCCUUCUCUUGAAGCUGCCUGUAGGAGGGAAGCAGCAUGUAUUUGGUGAGGGACGAGGGGUGAGUGAGUGGACCAAAGGAUGUGGGCCCCAGGUCUUGGGGGCCUGGCGUUGGGAAAGGGUGCUUUUUCUCCCCCUCAUCUCUCCACCCUCAUCUCCCAGGGGCUGGGAAACUCCUGACAAGCUCUUGCUGAAGAUCCCAGUCCAGGGCCUCGCUGGCUCCUCACAGGGAGAACCAAGAGCGUCUUGGGAGGCUCACUGGAUAGUCGAACCCAGUGACGUGCCCCUCAAACUCUCCUCCCAGUUCAGUCACAAGUGCAACUCUUGGUAGACCUGGGAGAUAUGAGUCCUCAUUUCACAGCCCCUGCAGUAGCUGGUGUCAGAUAUGCACUCUCCGGGGGCCGAGGGGAGGCCGUGAGGGUGUGUUUUUUAGGAAGUUGGGGUUCAGGGGGCUGGCACCCCAGAACUGGCUCAACCAAGCGCAGCAUCCUCUCUGAACCAGAAGCGAAGGUACUCUACCUUUAACAUCCCGAGCGUGGACACACCUCCACCCUGGCCCCCAUUUGGACCUAAACUGUGCCAUUUAAAGUGACUUCCAAGUUCAGACUCUAAACUGAAAUGUCACAAAGGGCAGUGACUGCCUGUGGGGUGGGUGGGUGAAGCGUGAAGUCCACCUCAGGCUUUCAGAGCAGGGGCUCUCUGAAUCCUGGAAACCCCCUCCCCCAAAUUUGGGAGAAGGAGGAGCCUUUGGUGUCCCCCUCCCAAGGGGCAGAGGCGAUUCUGAACCUUCUGAACCUCUUGUCUUCGGUAAACUUUUAUAUUUCUCUCUUUCCAAAGCAUAUACUCUGCCAAACAACACCUAUUCCAAACCGUUCACAGUUCUAAUGUGUUCCUGUUUUCCUAUGUAUUUAUGGUUGCCUCUGUGUCUGAUUUGAUUUUAUUGUUUGUUUUUUCCCUUAAUUUUUACUGAGUAGCAAUGUGACCCCUUUUCCUCCGUCUUAUGGAAUUGUAUGCAGUAAACUAAC